AUGGCUUCAAGUCUCACAGUAUCUCUCGUGGCAGCUUUUCAAGCAAGCAUGGCUGUACUCCUAGUGAUAUUCUACGGUGCUCUAUCGGUAUACAUGGAGCUUCUCGAUAGCAAAUCUGCCAAAAUGAUGUCCAAAAUCUCAGUCAAAUUCUUUCUACCCGCAUUGGAAUUUGUCAAGAUCGGCAGAGAAUUACAUGCUGGAGGAGGUCAUCGUUACAACGUCAUUUUGGUGUGGGCAUGUUUAACACAUACAAUUUCAUUCUUGAUUGGAGCAGGUGCUCAUUUCAUCUUCGGGAUGCCGGAUUGGAUUACUGCAACUAUAAUGUUCAAUAACACGACAAGUUAUCCUUUAAUGUUGAUUCAAGCUUUAGACCAAACUGGUCUUUUAAAUCCGUUACUUCUAGAAGAUGGGGGAACAGGAUAUAAUCCAGUCGAACAGGCAAAGUCAUAUUUCCUUGUUUAUUCGGUUCUCUCAAGCUGUCUGACAUUUGCCAUUGGUCCUCAGGAUCUUUUGUCUGCACUCGCACAGGUACAACAGGACAGGGAGGGUGAAAGUGAAGAUGAUGAUGAAAGAUUGCAUUUUCCUACCGAACACACCAAUCUUCUUUCGCCUCAGCAUCGACCAGCAAUUUCUAGCAGAUCUACCUCCUUUUUCCCAUCGAGACGUGCUUCGGCUACUAUGACACCUCCUACACGAGAUACAAAUCGAGCAAUCGUAUACGAAAGACGUCCCUCCUCUAUUAUAAGUAGACGAAGAUGGUUUGAACUUAGUGAUCGAGUUCGAUGGUGGUUACUUUUCUUUUACGACUUCUUGAACGCACCUCUUCUUGGUGCCAUAGCCGGUGCAAUCGUCGGACUGUCACCAAUUCUCCACCGAGCAUUUUUCAACGAAACAGUUGACGGGGGAAUUUUUACAGCAUGGCUCACCGCAUCUCUUGAAAAUAUUGGAAUUCUUUUUGUCUCUCUACCCGUCGUAGGUGCAGGAGUAUCACUCUACUCAGCCGUCACCAAAACUAGUGAAAAGGGGAAAGGCAAAGAACCUACUAGCACACCCUGGUUUACAACUUUCUACGUUCUCGCAGUACGAUUCGCAAUUUGGCCUGUUAUUUCUACGGGAAUCAUUUACUAUUUGGCGAAAAACACAAAUUGGGUGGGAGAAGAUCCAAUGCUUUGGUUCUCGAUGAUGUUCAUGCCUUUGGGUCCACCGGCUGUGAAACUUAUCACAAUGGUAGAGGUCAGUGAUGCUAAAGAGGAAGAUCAACAUAAGGUUGCUAAAUUACUCGCGAUUUCGUAUGCUAUAUCUCCAGUCAUGUGUUUUGCGGUUGUUGGAAGUUUGAAUGCAUGCCAAGCGGCAAAAAGUUGA
This is a messenger RNA of Botrytis fragariae, 1362 nucleotides long. Its product is annotated as putative auxin efflux carrier superfamily protein. The transcript has 3 exons. Gene Ontology annotation, cellular component: membrane; endoplasmic reticulum. Gene Ontology annotation, biological process: transmembrane transport. The coding region runs from base 1 to 1362 and encodes 453 amino acids. NCBI's taxonomy places the organism in Eukaryota, Fungi, Ascomycota, Leotiomycetes, Helotiales, Sclerotiniaceae. The record is from RefSeq and is a predicted model, not a curated record.